Messenger RNA from Micropterus salmoides (largemouth bass), 3665 nucleotides. RefSeq names its product receptor-type tyrosine-protein phosphatase eta-like. The coding region runs from base 184 to 3108 and encodes 974 amino acids. Lineage: Eukaryota; Metazoa; Chordata; Actinopteri; Centrarchiformes; Centrarchidae. Gene Ontology annotation, molecular function: protein binding. The transcript is spliced from 15 exons. The record is from RefSeq and is a predicted model, not a curated record.
CUUCCUCUUUCAGCUCACAGGAUGCAUGUGUAGCCUGGUUGAGUAGUUUGUUAUACUUAAUUUCUGUUUACAGUAUUUUCUUUGGUUUCUACUUUUUAAUUUAUAUUUAAAUUUUGCAGUAGCUGUCAUCCAGUGAAAUGUUAAUGAAGAUUCCCUGAUUUUAGGAUCCACAGAAAUCUCAACAUGGGAAACUCUCAAAAGGAUAAAGUCUUUAUUUUAAUUUGUUUGGCUCUGAUGUUGGUGUGCAGCACUGCAGAGCAAGAGUACUUCUUUCAUUCAGAAAACCUCAGCUGGGCCGAUGCCAGGAACCACUGCCAGGCCUGUUACAAAGACCUGGUGACACUGACUCCUCAAAACAUCCAAAGCGUCCACCGGAAACUCACCUCUGACUGCUGGGUCGGCCUCCGCAAAAACUUCUCCUCCACCACUAACUCCACCACCAUGACUUGGCCUGGCUGGACCCGCUGGGCCAACGGGGAUCCCCUCGUCUUCCAGAACUGGUAUCCUGGCUGGCCUGUGUUGAAAUCCUCCUUACCGAAAAGCUACUGCUGCAGCUGCUCCUGCACCUGCCCAGCGACGCCAACCCCUACCAUGACCGGUUUCACAGAAUUCACAAGCUCAAAUAUGACGAGCUUCACCAGCGUCACAGACCAAAGUUGGACAAAUUCCAGUGGACUUAAUGAAACCAACUCUGCGCCCAUGACCACGGCGUUGCCAAGAGCAGCAGCAUGUGAUCGAUCACCUAUGCUGCCGGACAUCCCUAAUAUUGAUGAAAAUUAUAUUGAAGACUCUUGUGUGGCCAUGCUCAGCUUUGGGGCUUGGGUUGAAAAGAACUGCUCGGAGCUUCUGCCUUCUAUAUGUUAUGAAGAUAUUUUCCAUGGCCAAGUCAACGUGACCUAUGUGACUAAAGAGAGCGCUAAUCUCACAUGGCUACCUGGACCUGGCAACAUUAGCAGUUACCGUUUAGAGGUUAAAGGCGGCAUACUGCCGACCUAUAAUCUGACAAAUUUGACCUAUGACCUUGUCAACCUGACAGCAGGCACCUACUACUCAGUCCGGGUAUUCCCCGUUAAAUGCGAGAGAGACCUCAACCCACAGGUGGUGUCCUUCUACACCGUACCUAACAAAGUCGAAAUCCUCAACGUCACAAUGGUGACAGAAACCUCUGUCUCCCUGAGCUGGGACAAACCAGCUGGGGGAACGGUUUCCUAUAUUAUUAAUGUCCAGGGAGAGAAGAAUCAGAACAUUCAGACCAAUCUAACAAGUUACACAGUCAACAGUUUGAUACCUGGAAACCUUUACACAUUCACUGUCACCUCAGAGGUUGAGGACAAGUCCCAACGGAGUGAAGGAUUCAACAUCACGAAAUACACCAAGCCCUCCAAAGUGUCCAACCUGCGGGUGUCUGAUAUUACCAACACCUCGCUGCUGCUUACAUGGGCACCACCUAUAGGAAACGCCACAAGUUACAAAGUGAAGGCUGUGAAUGACAGUAAUUAUAUGUUUGAUAAUUGCACGGUGAAGCAAACAAAUGUGAAUGUAACAAACCUGCCAGCGGGCACCAAGAUAACCCUCAGUGUGGCAGCAAUGGUCAAUGACACGGAGGAAGGAGACUAUGUGACCACCGUCAACUACACUGCUCCUAAUCCAAUUUCAAACCUGAAUUUGGUCCCAACAAAUGUCUCCCUCAAUGCCAACUGGGACCCUCCUGUGGGUAAUUAUUCAUCGUUCAAGAUUGUGCUCCAGCUGGAUGGCCAAACUCUUAAUACAAAAAACAGCGAAACACCUCGGAUGUACUUUGACAACCUGACGGCUGCAGUCAAAUACACAGUCACUGUCUACAGCGUUGGUGGAAAUCUCAGCAGCACCCCAGUGACUCUCUCCAAGUUCACCUUACCUAACAAAGUUGAAAUCCUCAACGUCACAAUGGUGACAGAAACCUCUGUCUCCCUGAGCUGGGACAAACCAGCUGGGGGAACGGUUUCCUAUAUUAUUAAUGUCCAGGGAGAGAAGAAUCAGAACAUUCAGACCAAUCUAACAAGUUACACAGUCAACAGUUUGAUACCUGGAAACCUUUACACAUUCACUGUCACCUCAGAGGUUGAGGACAAGUCCCAACGGAGCGAAGGAUUCAACAUCAUGAAAUACACCAAGCCCUCCAAAGUGUCCAACCUGCAGGUGUCUGAUAUUACCAACAACUCGCUACAGCUUACAUGGGCACCACCUAUAGGAAACGCCACAAGUUACAAAGUGAAGGCUGUGAAUGACAGUAAUUAUAUGUUUGAUAAUUGCACGGUGAAGCAAACAAAUGUGAAUGUAACAAACCUGCCAGCGGGCACCAAGAUAACCCUCAGUGUGGCAGCAAUGGUCAAUGACACGGAGGAAGGAGACUAUGUGACCACCGUCAACCACACUGCUCCUAAUCCAAUUUCAAACCUGAAUUUGGUCCCAACAAAUGUCUCCCUCAAUGCCAACUGGGACCCUCCUGUGGGUAAUUAUUCAUCGUUCAAGAUUGUGCUCCAGCUGGAUGGCCAAACUCUUAAUACAACAACCAGCGAAACACCUCGGAUGUACUUUCACAACCUGACGGCUGCAGCCAAAUACACAGUCACUGUCUACAGCGUUGGUGGAAAUCUCAGCAGCACCCCAGUGACUCUCUCCAAGUUCACCUUGCCAUCGCCACCUACUGAUAUCACAGCCACUUCCAGCAAUAAAAGCAUCACAUUCAGUUGGAAAGCUCCUGUCAACUCACAUACAGUCAACUACAGUGUCACAAUCGACUCCAGCUUCUGGGUCUCCACCGAGUCUCAUCUUUUGAAUGACCAAACCAGCUACACAUUUAGUAACUUGAAGUCAGGGACCAAGUACAACUUUACAGUGAAAUCAGUGGCCCAUGACUUGUCAAGUGAUCCAACAAGUGCGUCAUAUUCUACAGUUCCAGUGAGUAAGACAGUCAGUCUGUCUAUGUUGUGCUCCUCAGCAGAACGUCUCUACUGUGAUAAAAGCACCACAAGGGAAAUGGUUUUUCAACAGCUGAAAAAACAUUUCACCACCAACUGGGGGGACAGGAUUGUCUGGCAUCUCGAGCAGCAGAAAAGUGAAAACUAAGACAUUUAAUGUUUUCUUUUUCAAUUAGUUACUUAGUGUAUUGGUAGAGGUACUUUACACUAAUGAUUUCUAGCUUGUGUUCUUUUUUUGGAAAUGUGUUCAUGUUAAAAGCUUUUGUUAUAUGCUGCAACCUACUUCUGUCCAGGAAAUCAAAUAUUAAGCUGCUGUGUGUGAUAUUAAGUCAGAAGAAUUGAGAGGAAUUUUAUCUUGUGAUUUUUAAAACGGUACAAUUCUUAAAAUGUAUUGUAUUCAGAAUUUAAAUUAACCCAAAUGUUUUUUGGUGUUGUACAGCUCACUCAAAGAUGGAAGUCGCGAUAAAAAUAGUUAGUGUGGUAAAAAGAAUCCUAUGUAAAUCAAAAUUAUAAGAAAGAAUAAUAAUAAACACAUGUUCACAAACUUACAAGAUAGAAGUCAAAUUAGCUUAACGUAAUAAUUUUAGUUUGAAUCAUGUUUUACUUUUAAUCCUUUUUUUCUGGUGGAAGUGGGUCAUCCAAAUGUCUGUUAAUAAAUAAAAAGAUCUUGUUUCUGUGUUCAGUAAAGUUUUCCAGCUGACUACA